AUGGCUAAACUUGCUCUAUUCCUUCUUUGCGUGACUCUUGCUGUUGUCCAGCUAUUUGCUGGUGAUAUAGAUGUUAUCCACCACCAAACUUACCAUGGUCUUGAUGGUGUGAGUGCCCGAUACUAUCGACUCUAUCACCCUUAUUCUGGACAUGGGGGCUAUGGCCACCCUGGAUAUGGAUACGGUGGGGGCUACGGCCACCCUGGAUAUGGAUACGGUGGAGGCUACGGCCACCCUGGAUAUGGAUACGGUGGUGGCUACGGUUAUCCAGUGUAUGAUGGUUAUGGGCAUGGUGGUUAUGGAUAUGGAUACCAUUAG
Molecule: messenger RNA, 318 nt
Organism: Limulus polyphemus (Atlantic horseshoe crab)
Lineage: Eukaryota; Metazoa; Arthropoda; Merostomata; Xiphosura; Limulidae
Product: shematrin-like protein 1
Exons: 2
Coding region: 1-318 (105 amino acids)
Source: RefSeq, a predicted model, not a curated record